Molecule: messenger RNA, 486 nt
Organism: Monoraphidium neglectum
Lineage: Eukaryota; Viridiplantae; Chlorophyta; Chlorophyceae; Sphaeropleales; Selenastraceae
Product: trans-2-enoyl-CoA reductase
Exons: 5
Coding region: 1-486 (161 amino acids)
Biological process (GO): fatty acid metabolic process
Cellular component (GO): mitochondrion
Molecular function (GO): trans-2-enoyl-CoA reductase (NADPH) activity
Source: RefSeq, a predicted model, not a curated record
AUGGCGUCUGCACUCACUUUUGCGGCACACGGGGAGCCGGAGGAUGUGCUGCAGCUGCAGCAAGAUGAUGCGUCCGGCGCGGCGCCGUUGGGGCCCAAACAAGUCCGCCUGCAGCUCAUUGCGGCGCCCAUCAACCCCUCCGACAUCAACACAGUGCAGGGCAAGUACCCUCUGAAGCCGCUGCUGCCAGGCGUGCCCGGCCACGAGGGUGUCAUGAGGGUCGAGGCGGCAGGCGCAGAGGUCUCGACCCUGCGCCCGGGGGACCGCGUCGUGCCGCUGCUGCCCGCGGUCGGCACGUGGCGCAGCAGCGGCGUGUUCGAGGCCGAGGGGUGGCACGCGGUGCCAGAGGGUCUGCCUGACGACGCCGCGGCCACUCUGUGCAUCAACCCGCCGACCGCGGUGUGCAUGCUGGAGCACUUUGUGGAGCUCAAGGCGGGGGACGUGGUCGUGCAGAAUGGCGCCACCAGCGCCGUCGGCCAGGUGUGA